Messenger RNA from Prosopis cineraria, 1422 nucleotides. RefSeq names its product pentatricopeptide repeat-containing protein At1g06270. Lineage: Eukaryota; Viridiplantae; Streptophyta; Magnoliopsida; Fabales; Fabaceae. The coding region runs from base 266 to 1309 and encodes 347 amino acids. The transcript is spliced from 3 exons. The record is from RefSeq and is a predicted model, not a curated record. Gene Ontology annotation, molecular function: protein binding.
GUGAAACGGAAAGAGUAAAAAUCCGGACCGGCCCAGAGAGGCAGACCACCAGACGGAGGAAUAGUAGCGGAGCUGAUCCCGUACAAUGCUUUGGCAAGCUUGACAUCUAUUUAUCUCUAUUAAAUGAUUUCUUCACCGUUUUCGCACUCGAGACGGGGGAGGAGAGUGGACCAAGGUCCCUGACCGAAACUGAGGGGUCAUAAGACUUGCUUUAUUAGUUAGUUAUUUUCCACCUUCGUCCACUUUUAGGCUGCUUCAGUACCAUAUGAGUCUAUCAGGAAUGAUGAUUGGAACAAUAAAGCACUAUAAACUUUUUUUUCAUUUCCGUCCUCUUCUGAAGCAAUGUCAUUCAAUUCACUCAGCGCUACCAUCACGAAUGCUGGAGCAGGUUGUCAGAGCUGAAGUAGAAGCCAAAAACUAUGAGAAAAUUCCUAAUCUUCUCAUUUCUUCAGAGCCCUGUCCAAGUCCCAAUCCUUUUUCUUUCUUUUCUUCAGUUCCCCAAAACACGAGAGUGCAAAUCAUUGAUGAAAUGUUGCAAUCAUUCAUACCCCUUAGACCUCGUUCUAAGCUUCAGACAGCUUAUUCAUAUCUUCUUUCCUAUACUCUUGAAAGCCCCAAUUCCCUCCCUCUUGCUCUUGCCGUUCUACAACGGACUCUUCGUUCUGGUUGCAUUCCUGUUCCUCAAACCCAUGUUCUCCUCACAUCUGCUUGGUUGAACAAACGACAGCAAUGUCAUUCUGUUUCUAACAUUUUACUUCAGAUGCAAUCAAUCAGAUAUCAACCUGACUGCAAGACCUGUAAUUAUCUACUAUCAUCGCUUUGUGCUGUUGAUCAGUGGAUGGAGGCGGUUAAAGUCCUGAAAGGCAUGAGUGGAGCAGGAUGCUUUCCUGAUCAAGAAAGUUACAAUAUUGUGAUUGGAGCAAUAUGCCGAGUAAGAAGGACCACUGAGGCACUGGACUUGAUGAAGCAAAUGGUGGGUAAAUGUGGAUUGACCCCAGGACCGGGAUCACUAAUGAAAUUGUUGGCAGCAUUACGGGCAAAUAGGGAGAUAUGGAAAACAGUUGAGAUGAUUGAGUUCCUGGAGAAUGAGGGUUACACUGUUGGAUUUGAGAGUUAUGAGAUGGUGAUUGAAGGUUGCUUGGAGAAAGCCGAGUACCUUUUGGCUGGAAAGGUUGCAAUGAGGAUGACCGAAAGAGGUUUUAUACCAUAUAUCAAGGUCAGGCAUAAGAUAAUUGAAGGUUUGGCUAGUAUUGGUGAGUGGAAGAUAGCUUGUGCUGUGAGGCAAAGAUUUGCAUCACUUGGAUCUUAGCAGCUAAAUUGUUAAUGGGGUGGGCUAGGCUAAAAUAUUAUUGCCUAAGAGGGUAAGUUCAUGUUGCAGAGACUUCAGCAUCUACAUUUUAUUGUCCUUUUUCCCCAGUUAAA